ACAUAUGAAACCCUAAUCCCAUUUCGUGUUUCUACGGCGAAACCAGAGAAGGAGAGAGAGCAACAACCACAAUGACGACCAGAUUCAAGAAGAACAGGAAGAAGAGAGGCCACGUCAGUGCCGGACACGGUCGUAUCGGAAAACACAGAAAGCAUCCCGGAGGUCGUGGUAACGCCGGAGGUAUGCAUCACCACCGUAUUCUCUUCGACAAGUACCAUCCAGGUUACUUCGGUAAAGUUGGUAUGCGUUACUUCCACAAGCUUCGUAACAAAUUCUAUUCCCCAAUUGUCAACAUCGACAAGCUUUGGUCACUUGUUCCUGAAGAUGUUAAGGAAAAAGCUGCCAAAUCUAAGAACACUGCACCUGUUCUUGAUGUUACUCAACAUGGUUUCUUUAAGGUUCUUGGUAAGGGUGUUUUGCCGACUAAUCAGCCUCUUGUUGUUAAAGCUAAGUUGAUUUCUAAGAUUGCUGAGAAGAAGAUUAAGGAAGCUGGUGGUGCUGUUAUUCUUACUGCUUAGGUUUUUUUCAAUUUUCAAUUUUAUGUCGUUUGUUUUUUCCUAGAUUUGUAUUUGAGAUUAUGUUGGUUUUGUUUUGGUUUAAAUUUGGGAAACCACAAUUUUCAGGAUAAUGAUAUUAUAUGCUUUUGGGACAUAGUUGGUUGUUUAUGAUUCUGAGUUUGAGUCAUUAGUUUCAUCCAUUAUGCAAUGUGUGUUACAAGUGUUGUGAAAA
This is a messenger RNA of Trifolium pratense (red clover), 729 nucleotides long. RefSeq names its product 60S ribosomal protein L27a-3-like. NCBI's taxonomy places the organism in Eukaryota, Viridiplantae, Streptophyta, Magnoliopsida, Fabales, Fabaceae. Gene Ontology annotation, molecular function: structural constituent of ribosome. The transcript has a single exon. The record is from RefSeq and is a predicted model, not a curated record. Bases 72 to 518 code for a protein of 148 amino acids. Gene Ontology annotation, cellular component: ribosome; cytosolic large ribosomal subunit. Gene Ontology annotation, biological process: translation.